Molecule: messenger RNA, 462 nt
Organism: Drosophila grimshawi
Lineage: Eukaryota; Metazoa; Arthropoda; Insecta; Diptera; Drosophilidae
Exons: 2
Coding region: 79-390 (103 amino acids)
Source: RefSeq, a predicted model, not a curated record
UAAAAACAAGCACAGAAAGAAAAUCAAACUCAAAGAAAGUCUGGAAAACUCGAAAAUAUAGCCGAUUGAGGGAACAAAAUGAUUAGUAAAAUAUCUGCGUGGUAUCGGGACAAUGUGUCCGAGUCCGCCGACUGCAUCGCAUGUCGCCUAAUAAGCGGCUUUGGCAUGAUCGGCAUUGGAGCCUAUCUGCUCUCGCAAGCCAAACGCCGUCGCUCGCCCGUCGAACACUACGCAAUGAAGAGCAUUGCUACAGACACUUUCUCCUCCAAAAUAGUGGCUGGUUUCCUGGGCGCCGCCCGCUUGGCAGAUGCAAAUUUCCUGAAGGCAACCGCCGAGUCCGAAAAGCAGCCGAAAAAAAUUACAGGAGAACAUCCGUUCUUUAAGCGCUGAUGUCAUUUAAUUAUAGUAUAUUCGUGAAUUUAGUUUGUUCAUUACAAUUACAAUUAUAGUUGUGCAACGAUG